Molecule: messenger RNA, 1983 nt
Organism: Caenorhabditis auriculariae
Lineage: Eukaryota; Metazoa; Nematoda; Chromadorea; Rhabditida; Rhabditidae
Source: the annotation of a GenBank genome assembly
AUGUGCUCGAAUUUCUCGGAUUCGUCUUUUUUUUCGCGUCCGACGUGUUUUUCCACGACGUUAAUCAUUUUUCCCGUCUGUGUGUGUCAUUUGUUCACCUCGAAAAUAUCCGUUCGUUCCUUGUUUUUUUUUUUUCUGCGCCAAAGUAUUUCCGAAAUUCGUUUCAGGUAUGGAAAUAGUUGGAUAGGAAUGUCGUUCAAAUGGCCCUGGCAAUAUGAUUUCCCUCCAUUUUUCACGUCAGUUUAUGGGUUUUUAUUGAUUUUUUUGUGAGAUAGAAUUUUGGCAGUGAUUCUAGAAAGUUAUGAAAAAUGUUUAGUUAAGGUUAAAAAGUUAAGUUAAAAUGGUAUAAUUUUUUUACUAAAUUUCAGAAAAAAACGAUCAAUUUUCAAUUAACUCAUUCGUUUUUGGAUAGCAAAAAAACAUGAAACUUCCUAAGGAAAAAUGUGAAAAAUUAUUAUUAUUUUUUUGAUAUAAGCUUUUAAGAAAAAUUUUUUUUUCUGUACAAAUUAUGCUCGAGAAACGAAAUCCGUAACUUUUUAUUUUGCUCCACAAAAAAAUCAUUUUUUUCGCUGCCUUUUUCUCAGUGGUUAAAAAUAUCGAAAAAUUAAAUUUGUACCAGUUUUUUUAAAUUUCUUAUCAUUUUUUUGAUCCAAGUAUUAUUGAAAAAUGACUAGCGUUUUUCAAAUUUUUUUGAGCCUUAUUUCCAGUUAGGAUUCCAUUGGAAACUUUUUCUUAGCUUUUUUUGUAAAAAUGAAGAUUAAAAAUCGACGAAGGCCGAUAUUCCGUUGAAAUUUCACUUUUUCCUAACCGAAAUUCUGAAUUUCCUAUUGAAUAAAGAUAUCAGAAAACUAACAAUUACUCAAAAAUUAGUGCUGGUUUCAACUUUUUGAUCCAUAAAAGUUUUUUUCCGGCGAACAUUUCGCAGAAAUUAAAAAUCUUUGAAGCUGUUUUUUUGAGAAUUUGUACAGAAAAAAAGUGAGAUCCUCAAAAAAAUCAUAUUAUUUUAGGGCAAUCGAACUUUAUUUUAAAGAAGAAAUCUUCUUCGAUCAAUAAAAUGUACCUCAAAAGUAGAAUUUUCAGGUUUUUUGCAUACAAACUUAACAUAAUGAUAUUUUUGUCGCAAUUGAACAGAAUUUUCAAGAGGAAAGCUUCUUGAUAUCAAGAAAAUGUUCAUGAAAAGUUGAAUAUUAUGUCAUUUUUGCAGACUUCAAAAGACGCUGGUAACCCGCGACAAGCAACUGGAGGCUUGGGCGCGGCUCGUCGUCGAUUAUACACAAUUCCACAAAGUCUACACGUUGGACGUGAACGAAGUCACGAACAGCGAACUCUUCUCCAACACAAAACUCAAUCGUCAGUAUAAUAUCCUUGUAGUUUUCCUGAGAAGAAAGUGUUUUUCAAUGAUUUUGCGCCAUCUUGUUCCCGUUUCAAAAAAAAUGUAUACCAAAGUUCCCUUCGAGACCUUUUUUGCAGUUCUUUAGAGGUUCCAUAAUGGUCCCUAUAAGGGUUAGAGGAAAAACAGCCCUCAUGGGGUCCGAAAAAGUAGUCGCUAUAGGGCGUCAGGCACUGAUUCCUUAGCUCCAUAAAGCUCAAGUGGUUCCUAUAGGGGUUUUUCUUUUAAUAUUCUCUCUUAAUAUAAUAAGUUAAUUGUGCAUUCACUACUUUUUCACUACUUUUCAUUGAUUUCAAUUUUAGUUCUUAUUUUAUCGAAAAAAGCUUUUUUUCUUUCAAUAGUUUGAGGAGUUUUUUUUUUCGUUUUGACCUUAAUCAAUUUAUAUUCACUGAUGUAGAAAAGUUUGGUUUGGUACAACUUUCAAAAAAAAAAAAUGAGGAGUUGCAGAAAGUUUUCAAUAGGAUAUUCAGGAAAAAAACGAUUUCAAAUAAAAAGUCCGAUUUUUUUCAGGCCGAUUACCGCCCGAUGGAGUGAAAGCUGUGUUUGAAUAUUUGGAACAGAAAAAGUGGGUUUUUUUCUUCGUUUUUUUAUGA